This is a messenger RNA of Ictalurus punctatus (channel catfish), 3429 nucleotides long. It is a transcript of the gene tnn, whose product is annotated as tenascin N. The transcript has 16 exons. The coding region runs from base 284 to 3328 and encodes 1014 amino acids. Lineage: Eukaryota; Metazoa; Chordata; Actinopteri; Siluriformes; Ictaluridae. The record is from RefSeq and is a predicted model, not a curated record. Gene Ontology annotation, molecular function: protein binding.
UUAGUUCCAGACAAUGUUGAGUUGUGGAAUGCCUCACAUUGUCUCCCUCUGGGAUCCCUGAAUUACAGAGAAACGUCCAGGGAGCCUUUUGGCUCAAGGCUGCUCAUUUAAACCGUGUGAGGGUUUUUCGGAGCUGGAGGACUCACUGCAACACUGCUCAGGAGGGCUAAGUCAGAGCUGCUCAACAGGUGCUCAGUGCAAAGUACCUUCAGUGACAGUAAGAGAUUCUUGUACUCAGGCAGACUGACGAGGGAGCUUCAGAAUCAGAGAAAUAACAGCGGCCAUGCUUCCCAGGCUAAAUUGGUUCUGGUUGCCCCUGUUUGGGAUGCUGGGUGUAGUCUCGCUUGUUACACAAGCAGAAGAGUCUGAGAAAGCAGUCACAUUUAGCCAUGUGUACAGGUUUAACUCUGGUUGUAAGCAGGACUUGCAGGCAGUUUUGCCUUCCCAGGACCAAGCAUCAGAGGGUCAGGUCAUGACGGUGGAUGGGGAGAAGGACAUUGUUUUCAAGCACAAAAUUAAGUUUCCCUCGUCUAGCUGCACCUGCGCUGAUUCAGAGGAAUUCAAAGCCCUGCUGUACCGUGUCAAUGGUUUGGAGGAGGAGGUUACCUACCUGAAGACCCAGUGUGCUCAGGGCUGCUGCGGAGGAAGCUCAGGUGUGGACACAAGCUGUAGUGGCCAUGGUGUAUACCAACAGAACACAUGCAGCUGCAAAUGUGAUGCAGGCUGGGAGGGUCCAGACUGCUCCAUCUCCAUGUGUCCGGAUAAUUGUAAUAAUAAUGGCUACUGUGUAGAUGGACGAUGCGUUUGCCAUGCUGGUUACACGGGUCAUGACUGUGGCCUGCUCAUAUGUCCUGAUGACUGCAAUGACAAGGGCCACUGCGUGGAUGGCAAGUGUGUGUGUUUUGAGGGCUUCUCUGGAGACACCUGCAGCAUGCAGAACUGCCCAAGUGACUGCAAAGAGAACGGCCGCUGCAUCGAUGGAAAUUGUCAUUGUGACGAGGGAUUUUUCGGAAAUGACUGCUCUAUGGUACUGGGUCCAAAAGGCCUGCAUGUGAUCAGGGUGACUGAUGUUUCCCUGCUGGUGGAGUGGGAACGUGUAAAGAAAGCAGAGUACUACCUGCUCUACUACUAUCCUCAUGGAAAUGAGGGAGCCAUCCAGGAGAUCCGUGUUCCAAACACGGAAAAUUCCUACUUGAUCACAGGCCUCAAACCUGGAGUUACCUAUAUCGUGCAAGUGCAGGCUGUCGUCAAGGGCAUCAGCAGCGAAUCGGACCGCAUCACAGCCACAACAGAUUUAUCUGGUGUAGAAGGUGUCCGUGUGCUUGGACAGACAGAGGACUCUAUCCAGGUGGACUGGAAGAACCCAGAAACAGAGGUGGAUUACUUUAAACUACGUCAUGCCAGUCCAGACGGCCAUGAGAAGCUGGAAAACGUAGCCAGGAGCCAGGAAGCUAGGACUGUGCACACCAUUAUAGGUCUUAACCCAGGCACUGAGUACCAGAUAACAGUGCAAGCCAUCAAAGGGAGCAAUGAGGGAAAACCAUCCCAUACCACAGGAGUCACAGACAUUGAUUCUACGAAUUACCUGGUCACUAGGGACGUAACCGAGACCACAGUGACUGUGAUAUGGGAGAAGGUCCGUGCUGAGGUUGAUGGCUACAUACUGACCUAUAGCUCUGCUGAAGGCUCCAGCCAGGAGAUCCAAGUUGGGGCAGAUGCCACUUCCUACCAGCUCACAUCACUGAAGCCUGGGGUUCUGUACACCAUCUUCAUCAGGGCCUACAAGGGUUCUCGUUUGAGCAGGAACAGCUCUACUGAGGCUGAGACGGAACUAGAUGCACCUACUAACCUCUUGGUCAGAGAAGUGACGGAGGACUCAGCGAUGGUGUCAUGGGACCGAGUCCAAGCAGAAAUAGAUGGCUACAUAUUGAGCUAUAGCUCUGCUGAUGGCUCCAGUGAUGAAGUGCAAGUGGGAGCAGACAGCACUUCCUACCAGUUCACUGGUCUGAGGCCAGGAGUUACAUAUACAGUCUACGUCUGGGCCAUCAAGGGCUCUCGCUCCAGCAGAAAAACUACAACAGAAACUGAGACAGAACUAGAUGCACCUACUAACCUCUUGGUCAGAGAAGUGACGGAGGACUCAGCGAUGGUGUCAUGGGACCGAGUCCAAGCAGAAAUAGAUGGCUACACAUUGAGCUAUAGCUCUGCUGAUGGCUCCAGUGAUGAAGUGCAAGUGGGAGCAGACAGCACUUCCUACCAGUUCACUGGUCUGAGGCCAGGAGUUACAUAUACAGUCUACGUCUGGGCCAUCAAGGGCACUCGCUCCAGCAGAAAAACUACAACAGAAACUGAGACAGAAAUUGAUGCUCCAAAGAAUCUGAAAGCUGUUGAUGUUAAGAGUGAUUCUGCAGCUCUAACCUGGACCCCUCCUCAGGCUCAAAUUGAUGGCUACGUUCUUAGUUACAGGCCUGAAGACGGUAGUAUGCAGACUGUUGAGAAGAACUUUGUCGCAGGAGAUACCACAAUUAGCCUCUCUGGUCUGGCCACAGGGAAGAAAUACGUCGUCACUCUGAUUGCGUAUAGAGGCUCAAAGAGGAGUAAAGUGGUGGAGACCAUAUUUAUCACUGUAGAAGCAGCCUAUCAUUUUCCUAUGGACUGCACACAGAUCAUGAAGAAUGGAAAGAUGAAGAGUGGAGUUUACACUAUCUAUGUGGCCAAUGAUCGCAAUAAGCCAAUGCAGGUGUAUUGCGACAUGACCACAGAUGGUGGUGGCUGGCUUGUCUUUCAGAGACGCAACACAGGCAAGUUAGACUUCAUGAAGCGCUGGAGACAAUACACGCAAGGCUUUGGGGAACUGACUGAUGAAUUCUGGCUUGGCCUGGAGAACAUUCAUGCGCUGACCAACACGAGCACAAAAUAUGAAGUGCGAUUCGAUCUGGGUCUGGGAAGUGAGCGUGCUUACGCUGUUUAUGAUGACUUUAAAGUAGGAUCAGCCAAGCAGAAAUUUAAGCUCACUAUUGGCAAUUACAGAGGAAAUGCAGGUGAUGCUAUGGCUUACCACCAGGGCAGACCUUUCACUACUAUAGACUCAGACAAUGACAUUGCCCUGGGUAAUUGUGCUUUCACACACCAUGGUGCCUGGUGGUACAAAAAUUGCCACUUAGCCAACUUAAAUGGCAAAUUUGAGGACAACAGACACAGCAUGGGGGUGAACUGGGAGCCGUGGAAGGGCCACCUCAUGUCCCUGGACUAUACAGAAAUUAUGAUCCGUCCAGUGAACACAGCUAGCCGAAAGAAGAGAUCGCUCAAGCGAAGAGCAGCUGCCUAAUGAUCAUUACACUGCAAAGUGAAAUGACACAAAGGAAGUAAAAAUUGCGAUUAAUCAAAAUAUCAUAUUAUCUCAUUAUAUAUAUAUAUAUAUAUAUAUAU